Moneuplotes crassus is the source of this 1908-nucleotide messenger RNA. Lineage: Eukaryota; Ciliophora; Spirotrichea; Euplotida; Euplotidae. The record is from the annotation of a GenBank genome assembly.
UUUACACCAUGGAAUUCUUAUUCAAUCAACAAAAGCAGAACACUGGUGACAAAGACUCCUCUGAAACUAAGAGGCAAUGUUUGGAUCAGAAAUUCAGCCAAGCUCAGAUCCAAAAAAUUUCAGACUUCUUCAACACCUUGUUUAAUAGGAAUGAGUCAAAAGACUUGCUUUCAAACUUAACUGAUAUUUUAGAUGAAAGAUAUACUAGUAUUGAAGAAUUUGACUUGAUCAAAGACUCUAAGGCUUCUCAAGAAGACCUCAUUAGAGUCAAACAAAUGCAAUCAAUGUUGAGGAAUGACAUCGCCUUGCUCAGAUCAGACUCUGACCGUGAUUUUAAAACAUUAAAAACUACUUCACUUGAAGUAGAAGUUAUCAAAAUGAGAAUGCAUAAUAAAGCAGAGGUAGAAGCAGUGCUAAAUCUUCAAAACUCUCUAGAUACUUACACUCCACUAUACAAAUAUGAAGAUUUGAUGGCUUCCAUUCCUGACUUUGUCCGGAACGCUCGUUUCAAUGAUAUCAUUAGCAAAAUAUAAUGUCCAUUGAAGAAAAUUUAAAAGAAACAGCAAAAACCGAAUCUAUAAUGAAAUAGAAUCUCAGAUUUAAGAGAGCAAAUUGCUUAUCGAAUCAAUCAAGCACUGACCAAAGAAGCAUUCGAGAAACAUCAAAAAGAGUUGAAGAAUGAAAUGGACAAAACCCAAGCAAACUUCUUAAGUCUACUAGAAGACAGGAUAGCUGUUUUCCAUGAACUCAACGACCAAAAAGUCAACAAACAAGUCUUUGAUCAAGAAACUCACAAAAUCUGGAAGCAUUUCGACUUAUUCUGUUCUUUCCAAAACCUAGCUGAUUUCGAAGGCAGGAUCAGACCCAGGAUCGACGCUGCUCUCAAGAAGGUCCAUGAAUGAGUCAGAGACUGCAAUGAAAACGAACUCAUAAUCAAAAGAUUCGAUGAAGUUUUACUAGAUAAAGCUUCUAAAUUCUCGAUCAACCAAGUUUAUAAGGACAUCGACAAACUUAUGUCUAAAUAAGACUUAUUUAGAGAACAAGAAAGAUCUGGAUUCAAGAAAUAUGGAAGCGGAACUUAAGCUCAAAGAGCUUGAACAGGAGAUCAACAAUGUUGAAUCUAGAAUUGGUCAAGAAAUACAAUCUGCUGUAGAACAGUCUGAGAUAAAUACUCUCACUAAAUUGUACAAUAAAAUGGGAGGCAAACCCAUCCAAAAAGAGGAAAUCAUCAGGUUAAUAGCAGGGAAAGCUGAUAAAACUGAGCUUUACGGAAAUCUUAAACUCAAAAUUGGUAUUGAAGAAAUGGAUCAACAGAAACGGAAUUUGUUCACCCUCCACAAAUAUCUCAAACAUGUUAUUAGCUUUUCGCAUGAACUAUUGUCAAACCAUUUAUUCAAUUUAACUUCUACUGAGAAUGAAAAGGCUAACUGUGAAGCAAACCUCAUAGCCCAGAUAAAAGAAAUCUAUAAGAUGGUGUGUAAAUUAGAUAGCGACUUCGAACUCAAAACAAGAUUCAAAGAGUACAUUAGCAAGAAAGUCAGACCGAUAAAACUAGACAUUUCUCAACUGAAAUUGCCUAAAAGAUCAUCUCUCUUCCAAAAAGAGAGAGCCAAGAACAGGUCUUUCUUCAACAAGAGUGUUGUGAUUAGUCGAAAUAGCUCAACCCAAAGAUACUUGGCCUCAAAUCGCAAGCAUAACUAUUCAAAAAGAAGUGAGGGCUCUCCUCAGAUUGAAGCAAGAGAUACCACAAACAUUCUCCGUAACUCCCUCAAAGGGUUCCACAAACAUAGCAGCAGCAUGCUAAACAGCCAAAAUAGGCUAAACUCCAAAGCUGAUAUUUCAUGAUUCAGCUUUCCGUUCAGCCCCGACCAAGAAGAUGUGCAAAAUUUCAUCAUGAAAAAUCUCUAA